GAAUGUGACACCCGAGCUCAGUGUUGCUAGGGUGCAGAGUGAGGGAGUUGGAGAGGCGAAGUGAGGGAAAGACGAGAACUGUGUGCGAGAGGUCAGGGAAGUUGCACCGUGGAGCCAAAAUCAGAAGUGACAAGUGUCCGUUCCCUGCCGUUGCCCCGGGUCCCGCACGGUGGGAGCCGCGCGCUGCAGACCCGGGUGCGGGGGACACGGCGGACGCCGCGGGGACCUGGAGACUCCGGAGCCGCAGUGUCCGCGCGGGGCGGGCGGCCUGGGAAAGUCAGCGUCAGCAGCAGCGCAGUGGCGGGAACCGCAGCCCGGCGGCCCUGGAACCUCCCAGGGCAGCAAGCCAUCCAUCCAUUGUUCCUGAAAGAGAAAUUCAAAGGAGGGAAAGAGAAAGAAAUGGCUGAUUCUACAGUAAGCAUGUGCCAGGGUCUAUUGACUUUCUGGGAUUUGUCUGUGGACUUCUCCCAGGAGGAGUGGGAAUGCCUGGACUCUGUUCAGAGGGCUUUGUACAUUGAUGUGAUGUUGGAGAAUUACAGCAACCUGCUCUAUGUGGAAAACUGUUGCAAGUGUGAUCCUGUCCAAUACAAUGUGAAGACUGAAAAGGAGUCUUGUCAGUGUGAUGAGCUUGACAAAGUGCUUCAUGACCCCUCCACAUGUGCACUUCAUAGAAAAAGUGAAACUACAGAAAACUCUAAUGACUACACAUGCAGUAGUCACAGGGAUGCCUCUGUUGACUCAUCAAACCCAGACAGACGUGAAAGCAUAUACACUGGAGAAGAACCUUGGCAAUGUAAAGACUGUGAGAAAUCUGUAAAUCUGUGUUCCAACAUGACUCAAGAUCAGAGAGUCUACACUGCAAAGAUAGAGCACAGGCAAAAAGAAUAUGAUGACUCUUUCAGCUCUGGAAAGAGUCUUUUGCAACAACCAAUCUACAUUGCAGAGGCGCCACACCAGUGUGGGAAAUGUGGGAAAUGUUUCAGUACUGCCUCGAGCCUCACUGUACAUCAGAGAAUUCAUACUGGAAAGAAACCCUACAAGUGCAGCGUUUGUGACAAAUCCUUUAACCAGUGUGCAAAUCUUAAAACACAUCAAAGACUUCAUACUGGGGAGAAACCUUUCAUAUGCAAAGAGUGUGGAAAAUCAUUUCGUCAGUUGUCAGCACUUAAAAACCACCAAAAAAUGCAUACUGGAGAGAAGCCUUACAAAUGUCAGGAAUGUGACAAAUCCUUUACUGUAAAGUCAACUCUUACAAAACAUGAGAGAAUUCAUACUGGAAAGAAACCCUACAAGUGCAAUGUCUGUGACAAAUCCUUUAGUCAGUGCUCAAGUCUUAAAACACAUCAAAGACUUCAUACAGGGGAGAAGCCUUACAAAUGCAGAGAAUGUGGAAAGUCAUUUCCUCAGUUGUCAGCACUGAACAGCCAUCAGAAAAUGCACACAGACAAAAGGCAUGCUGGAGAGAAGCUUUACAAGUGCAGUGAAUGUGACAGAUCCUGUAGACACUAUUCAUCCUUAAGAAGGCAUCAGAAAAUUCAUUCUCUAGACAAACUAUACAAAUGCAAAGAAUGUGGCAAGUCCUUUCUUGAAUUAUCACAUCUUAAAACUCAUUACAGAAUCCACACAGGUGAAAAGCCCUACAAAUGUGAGGUAUGUGAAAAAUCCUUUACUACAACCUCAACACUUAGAACACAUCAGAAAAUCCAUACUGGAGAGAAGCCAUACAAAUGUAUGCAUUGUGACAAAUCUUUUACCCAGGACUCACAUCUUAGAAGACAUCAAAGAGUUCAUACUGGAGAGAGACCUUACAGUUGUAAGGAAUGUGACAAAUCUUUUUCUAAGUGCUCAACUCUUAGAGAACAUCAGAAAAUUCACACUGGAGAGAAAACUUACAAAUGCCAAGACUGUGACAUAUCCUUUACACAUUACUCAAAUCUGAGAAAACAUCAGAGAGUUCAUACUGAAGUGAGACAUUACUUCUGUAAGGAAUGUGGCAAAUCUUUCACUAGAAGCUCAUAUCUUAGAGUACAUCAGAAAAUUCAUACUGGAGAGAAGCCUUACAAAUGUAAAGACUGUAACAAAUCCUUCAUCCAGCGUUCAAACCUUAGAACACAUUGCAGAGUUCAUAGUGGAGAGAGACCUUGCGUGUGUAAGGAAUGUGGGGAAUCUUUUACUAAGUACUUAACUCUUCGAGCACAUCAGAAAAUUCAUACUAGAAAGAAAAAUGCCACUGUUAACAAUGUGUUGUAGCAAUUACUUGGUAUUCUCUGCUUACAUAUCACAACAGUAUAGAAAUAGAAACAUAAAUAAGAAACUUGUGAAAAUCUUUAAUAAGGUUUUAAUAUUAGAAAAGUAUCAGAAUGUAUAUGAAAAUAAAAUUCUGCAAAUGUAACUGUGUAAACAUUUGACUGCAGGUAUAUCUUGCACUCCAUGUAUGCUUCCUGCCUGUGGAGGCCAAAAGAGGGUAUCAUAUCCCUUGAAGCUGAAGUUAUAGGCAAUUGUGAGCUGCUAUAUGUGUUCUGGGAAUUGAACCAUCAGUAUCUGGAAAAAGAAUAAGUGCUCUCAACCAGUAAGCUAUUCUCCAGUUAUAAUAGAAACAUUUAUCUUCUUCAACAUCUAAAAUUCAUACUAAUUCCAAGCAUGGUCGUGCUCACCUUUAAUCACAGGAUUCCAGAUACAGAGGCAGGAGGAUCUCUGUGAAUUUGAUGCCAGGCUGAUCUACAUAGUAGACCAGGACAGACAGGACUAUAUAAACCUUGUCUCAAAAAAAAAAAGUCAUAAGUAGGAGAAAAUGACAUGUCAGAAGUUGUGACAACGCCUUUGUUUUUCCUCUAAUCUAGCUGCACAUCCUAAAUGCAAGCUUCUGACAAACCAUAUUAAAAGUAAACCAUAUAGAAUCCCUAAGUCUUGUUAUUCAUUGGAAGUUUCCCAAGUAUAUUUAAUUAGACAGACCCUUUGCCUAGUGCAGAAAUAGCAAACAUAGAGAAAUUCAUCAUGAAAGAAACACACACACACAUACAAUGCUCCAAGAAAUUCUCAUGUUUUAUUCACCUUCAAAAUCUCCAAACUAUAUUUACACCAUACAAAUAGUGAGAGGGUGAGAAACUGUAAACAGUAGGGCUAUGGUUGUGACAAUACAUACGUGCUCACAUACAGUUUAGAAAUCCCCAAGGUCAGGGCUGGAGGGGUGGCUAAGAGCAUUGGUUGCUCUUCCAUAGGACCCUGGAUUGACUCACAGUAAAUGGCAGCUCUCAACUGUCUGUAACACUAGUACUAGGGGAUCUGAUGCCGUCUGGAUCCCAAAGACACUGCAUCUACAAAAUGUACAGACAAACAUAUAUAAAAUAAAAUUAAUUACUUAAUAAAGAAUUUCUAAGGUCA
Messenger RNA from Mesocricetus auratus (golden hamster), 3381 nucleotides. RefSeq names its product zinc finger protein 54-like. Gene Ontology annotation, cellular component: nucleus. Gene Ontology annotation, biological process: regulation of DNA-templated transcription. NCBI's taxonomy places the organism in Eukaryota, Metazoa, Chordata, Mammalia, Rodentia, Cricetidae. Bases 400 to 2250 code for a protein of 616 amino acids. The record is from RefSeq and is a predicted model, not a curated record. The transcript is spliced from 4 exons.